Messenger RNA from Halteromyces radiatus, 580 nucleotides. RefSeq lists its product as uncharacterized. The coding region runs from base 33 to 404 and encodes 123 amino acids. The record is from RefSeq and is a predicted model, not a curated record. The transcript is spliced from 2 exons. Lineage: Eukaryota; Fungi; Mucoromycota; Mucoromycetes; Mucorales; Cunninghamellaceae.
UUUUUUUUUUUUUUACUUUUUGUAUAAUACACAUGGAUUACGCUUUUUAUGCUCUGGUGGCCAUUUGCAUAUUUCUCCUGAUACUCACUUUUUAUCUGGCAUUAAGAAGACGUCGCUAUGCUAAUAAAAAACAAGCACAAACCCGUAGACAUGAUCCUAUUAUCAAUACAGACUAUAUUGGACCUUCUACCGUUAUCAGCGACAUAAAUAUGCAGCCAACACGACAAGAUCAGCAUAGCCCUUUGUUAUCUGAAUAUAAUGCAAUGACGAAUACAAUACCACAAUCGCAUCCGGUUGCCGCGUAUAAACCCGAAGAUUUGCCACAACAACCUCCGCCUUCGUAUCAAGAUUAUGCCAAGGAUGUCCGAUUACUACAAUCCCUUCCUCAACAGCAACAUCGAUGAUAUUAUUCUUUUUUUUUUUUCUUUAGUAUACUUUAUUUUAUAUUUAUCUGUAAUUCAUUCUUCUAUUCUUAUGUAUAUCUUUUUUUUUUACGAAAUUAUUAUAUAUGUCAACAUUUUCUCUGUUUUUACAUAUGUAAGAAAUAAAAAUAAGUCAUCAUGACAAACUUGUAUAUUUA